Molecule: messenger RNA, 925 nt
Organism: Acaulospora colombiana
Lineage: Eukaryota; Fungi; Glomeromycota; Glomeromycetes; Diversisporales; Acaulosporaceae
Source: the annotation of a GenBank genome assembly
AAUUGAUCCGAGGGUCGCUGUCAAACACCCCUUAACCGUGAACAAUCAAGAACGCGUAACUCGUAAAGCCCCGCUCGAGAACGUGCAGAACGCCAACGCCAACGCCAACGCGAAGCUACUAGACGGUGCUGCUCCAACACCCCACAGCGCUAGAAUACCGCGCGUUAUACAGAAGCAGGCAAGAACAGCAUCUCUAGCGAGGAAAGAGGAUGCAAGAGAUAACGCGCCCCACGAAACACUAGGAUAUUCCAGCCAACCAAGAAACACUCCCAAUUGCCAGAAUCCAAGCCUUUUUUUCAUCCAACUCCUCGUCGUCGUUGAGUUCAACUCUCAGAGUUGGCCUUUUCCAGAUGGGUCCACGUCCUACGACGACUUUGACGACCUCGACGACACUCGCGUGUCUCUACACCACCCAAACAACUUGAGAGAAAUUCUUCAAGAUAAUUUGCUCCUUGUCAUCGAACGCGACGAGGAGACUAUAAAAGACCAAAAAUGCCAGGCGUACGAGACGUUAGGACGAAAUAUUGACGCUACUUUCAGCGCUGAAGCUUUUAUUGAAGCGUAUGCUUCUCACCUCAAGCGUUCUGGAAAGCUCGAGGUCCCGAAUUGGGUCGAUCUCGUCAAGACGGCUACCUACAAGGAACAAGGUCCCUACGAUCCAGACUGGUUCUACGUAAGAGCGGCGGCUGUUGCCCGACAUAUCUACCUCCGCAAGUCGAUGGGUGUGGGUGCCCUUGCGAAAUUACACGGUGGAAGGAGCAAUCGAGGAAACCGACCGUCGCAUCACGCCGACUCGUCCACCUCUGUCCAACGAAAGGUCUGCCAAGCUCUUGAAAAGAUUGGUGUUUUAGAGUUGUUACCGGAUGGUGGCCGACGAAUCUCGCAGGACGGUCAAAGAGAUUUGGACCGGAUCGCGACGGCGGUC